AUGUCACAUGAAGAAUCUAUUUAUAGGUCAGCUCCAAUGACCUAUGUUCAAUUAUAUAUUCCGUUAGAGACUUCAAAAGAAGUGGUGUCACUAUUUGGUAGACUGGGGAAUAUUAUGUUCAGAGAUAUGAACACUCAAUUAAACUCAUUCCAAAGAGGCUAUGUGUCUCAAUUGAGGAAAUAUGAAGACAUUGAAAGAUUAGUUACUUAUUUGAAAGAUAUUUCCAAGAAAUAUUCUGGUGCCACUUGGAAAUACUUCUUACAUUAUAAUGAAGAAGGUAAUGAGAUUGUCCAACCUGAUUUGAAUACAAAUUUGUAUCAGACCCUUGAUAGAAUUAAUCAAGAAAACAUCAACGAAUUAAUUCAUGAUAUACAGGGUUUUGAAUUGAGAGUUAGACAAUUGAAUGACUCUAUGGAUGAUUUACAAUUAAAAUUGAACAACUUCAUUGAACAGAGACACGUAUUUUUUCAAUGCAGAAGAUUUCUUGAGAUCAACCCUGGCAUUGUCGGUAGAAUAUCAAGAGAAAGAAGAGAUAGACUCGACGUAGAUGACUUUAGAUUGAAUAGUACUGAUGAUAUUAAUAAUGCAGAUGCUAUUAGUGAAACUUUAAGUGAUGCAUUUUCCUUCGAUAAUCCUACUCAACAAUUGACUACAUAUCAAGAUACAAAUAAUAUUGAUGAAUUUAGUGAUGAUAAUUAUGGAUUUCUUGAACAAGGAUUACAUGACAAAUUUAUGAUUGCUGGGUCGAUCAAUAGAACUAAAGUAGAAAUACUCAAUAGAAUACUUUGGAGAUUAUUACGCGGUAAUUUAUAUUUCCAAAACUUCCCUAUUGAAGAACCGUUGAUUGAUGAUUCAGCCAAAAAUUCUAAUGAAAAAAUUGAAAAGGAUUCUUUUAUUAUUUUUACACACGGUGAAACCCUUUUAAAUAAGGCAAAAAGAGUCAUUGAUUCCCUGGAUGGGAAAGUGUAUCCCUUACGAAAUACAAAUAGUCAAACAAUUAAUCAAUUGAAUGAUAGAAUUUCAGAAUUACAACAAAUUGUAACAACUACUGAACAAACUUUGCAUACUGAAUUAUUAGUUGUUAAUGAUCAACUGCCAUUAUGGUCUGCUCUCGUGAAAAGAGAAAAAUAUAUUUAUGCAACCUUAAAUUUAUUUAGAAGAGAAUCGCAUGGUUUAGUCGCAGAGGGUUGGAUACCUUCAUCAGAAGUCACUCUCGUAUCGAACUCAUUAAAAGAUCAUUCCGAAUCCAUUGGUUCUGAAUAUACACCAGUGUUGAAUAUUAUCAAGACAAAUAAGUCUCCACCUACUUAUUAUCGUACAAAUAAAUUUACUAAAGGGUUUCAAGCUAUUGUGGAUGCCUAUGGGGUUUCCACUUAUAGAGAAAUCAAUCCAGGGUUAGCAACAAUCGUUACAUUCCCAUUUUUAUUUGCCAUUAUGUUUGGUGAUACAGGUCAUGGGUUUAUUUUAUUCUUAAUUGCCAUAUACUUCAUUAUCAAUGAAUCAAAAUUUGAUAACAUGAGAAGAGAUGAAAUAUUCGAUAUGGCUUACUCAGGUAGAUAUGUCCUUGUAUUAAUGGGUGGGUUCUCCAUUUAUACAGGUAUAUUAUAUAAUGAUAUUUUUUCAAAGUCAAUGACUUUAUUCAACUCUGGCUGGAAAUGGCCUGAGCAUUUUAAAGAAGGUGAUGCAAUUGAAGCAACUCAGAUAGGUGUUUAUCCAUUUGGUUUAGAUUGGGCCUGGCAUGGUACUGAUAAUUCUUUACUGUUUACAAACUCUUAUAAGAUGAAAUUAUCAAUCUUAAUUGGUUUUAUUCAUAUGACUUAUUCUUUUUGCUUUUCCUACAUUAAUUAUAAAAAUAACAACUCAAGAGUUGAUAUCAUUGGUAACUUCAUUCCAGGUUUAAUAUUUAUGCAAUCUAUUUUUGGUUAUUUAUCCAUAACAAUCGUCUAUAAAUGGUCGAAAGAUUGGAUUAAAGAUGGUAAGCCAGCUCCAGGUUUAUUGAAUAUGCUAAUUAAUAUGUUUUUAUCUCCUGGUGUAAUUGAUGAGCAAUUAUAUCCUGGCCAAGGUAUUAUACAAAAGCUCCUAUUGAUUUUUGCUUUAGUUUGUGUGCCAUGGCUCUUAUUAUAUAAACCCUUAACUUUAAGAAAACAAAACUCAAGAGCCGUUCAAUUAGGCUAUCAAGAUAUCAAUGAUCAAAGAAUUAACGAAUCAAUUUUAGACUCACAAGCAACAGCAGGCGAUGAAAUGAUAAUUACUGAUUUUUCCACAAAUGAAACAAGUAAUGAAAAUGCUGGUAGUUAUGAUGAUAAUGAAAAUAAAGAUGAGCCAAAAGGAUUCCAAUUUGGUGAUGUAAUGAUCCAUCAGGUAAUCCAUACUAUUGAAUUUUGUUUAAAUUGCAUUUCUCAUACCGCCUCAUAUUUACGUCUGUGGGCUUUAUCCUUAGCUCAUGCACAAUUAUCAACUGUUCUAUGGGACAUGACAAUUUCAAACGCAUUUUCUUCAAAAAAUUCAGGUUCCCCAUUGGCAGUAGCUAAAGUUGUGUUUUUAUUUGGUAUGUGGUUUGUGUUAACCGUCUGUAUUUUAGUUCUUAUGGAAGGUACUUCUGCUAUGCUUCAUGCUUUACGUCUAAUUUGGGUUGAAGCCAUGUCUAAAUUUUUUGAAGGUGAAGGUUAUGCAUAUGAACCAUUCACCUUUGCUCAUUUAGAAGACGAUGAUGAACAAUAA
Molecule: messenger RNA, 2721 nt
Organism: Henningerozyma blattae CBS 6284
Lineage: Eukaryota; Fungi; Ascomycota; Saccharomycetes; Saccharomycetales; Saccharomycetaceae
Gene: STV1
Product: H(+)-transporting V0 sector ATPase subunit a
Exons: 1
Coding region: 1-2721 (906 amino acids)
Biological process (GO): vacuolar acidification; proton transmembrane transport
Cellular component (GO): vacuolar proton-transporting V-type ATPase complex; fungal-type vacuole membrane; vacuolar proton-transporting V-type ATPase, V0 domain
Molecular function (GO): ATPase binding; proton-transporting ATPase activity, rotational mechanism
Source: RefSeq, a predicted model, not a curated record